UAAACUAACCAUUUAAAAAUUAAAAAUAUUGCAAUACGCGAUUAGUAAACUGGUUUGACGCUGUAACGACUGACUGCGACACAUUUACAUGACCUGUGUAGGAUAAUAAAGAAAACCGCUAUUGUUGCAGCGGCGUGUCAUUUUGCACGUCGCCGCUAAGGCGGUGGCGUUGAUAUUAUGUCCGCGAAAUGUAUUCUUCUCCUUCGCCUCUGUCGUGGUCAAAACGAAAGCAUAACAACAACGAUCGUCUCAGGGAGAAAAUAAUAAAAUACAAAAAAUUAAAACAAAACGAAAAAAUAAAAACCGAGCGCGCGCCGUUCAAUGUUAAUGUGAGUGAAAGAUUGUGCUAAAGAAAAAUUAUAAUAAUUUUAUAGCAUCGUCGAUAACGCAAAAAGUGAAAGAUCCACAAUCAAACAGCAACAGCAACAAAUCAAAAGAAAUGAGUGCCAACAAGCGACGAAGUUGCAAGAGCAACAACAACAAUAACAACGAUAACAGCAACACAGCUGAUCAAAUUGAUAAGGACGUGCAGAGUGAAGAAUGCCAAGGAGUGCCAACAAUUGAUGUGCAACGCUUGUGUCGCUGCUGUGGCAAAGGCGACAUGGAAUUACUCAAACUGUUCGAUGAGAGCGCUGAGACAGCCAAUCAGAAGGCACAAACUCAAUUUGCGACUGCGCAAAUCCGCCAACGCCAAAAGACGACAACAGGCGAAAAAGCGAAAAUAGCACAAAAACAACAUCAACAAGAACAGCAACAGCAAGAAAAACAACAACAACAGCGCAAAAGUGAUAAUCCUGUGGAAUAUGCUCUGAGUGGAGCACACAGCAGCAUGGACAUUGUGUUAGAGGAGAUGAUCAUUUGGACGCUCAAUAUCUCACGUGACGAUGGUCUGCCUCAGGAGAUUUGUCGUCAGUGCAAGGCUCAAUUCAUAAUGGUUGCGAAAUUUCGGCGGCGAUGUGUGCGCGUCCAGCAGCGACUACACGACUACGUCCAGGACAUGAUCGAGCACAAGUCACAGAGGGAGGAGGAGCGCACACAACAGUCACAGGCAAAUGAGACGUCCGCGGCAGAUUACAUGCAUCUGCCACUGUCACAAAUGGAGCGGAAGCGUCGCCUGGUGCCAAACACGGAAUCAUCGUCGCUGCCAAAAUAUACCAAGACUGAUGCCACACAGCUGCUGACGUCGCCCAAGCUGCGGCGUAUGCAGUUGCGAGUGCGCAAUAUACGCACUGCCUCCUUGCCAGCCAGUAAAGUUGAGACUGAAACGGAAGCGGGAGCCACAAAAACGACCAGUGCCUGUCGACUGAGUGAGACGAAGCAGCGAACGCCACAGAGAUCGCCUUACAGAGCGAGACUUAUUCACGUGCCAUGGAAAACGAAAGCGGCACGCAAACAGAUCUCGGAAACGUGGUCCACGUCCCUCUGUGAAACGGACUCUGUGACGCCAGAACUGCCCAAAGAGCAGGAGUCAGCUAAUGGAACGGUUGCUUUAGCAAAAACAGCAGCCGAAGCGGAUCCAAAUUCGUUGGAAGAUUUGAGUGAUCUGUCGGUGAAUAUAUGUCGAGGCUUCGACAACGACAACGGCUCCAGCUCCACAAUAGUUAGCCCACAGCCAACAACAAAUGUGAAGCGCAGUUUCCCACCAAAACGCUGCUCGCCAAAUAAAACUCGUGUUUUGCGGCGACAGGACAGACGCUGCUAUGCGCCGGUCAAGAGGACGAGGCGCGUUGUCAAGAAGGCAAAGGCGGCAACUGAAGCAGCUAAGGUUGAGCUGUGCUGCGCAGAGGUGCUAAGCAGUAAAACAACAGUGACAACGAAGGCAGUUGACCAAAUGCCAAACAGCUCUGCGAAUGAGGGGCCGACCAGCAGCAGCAGCAGCAUUAGCAGAACACUCGAAAGUCCAGAGAUAAGCAUAGUCGAUGAGCAGGAGAGUAAAAUCAUUGAGAAAGCAGAGAAUGGAAUGCCAGAAACAGAGUCAAAUGCACAGCAGGAAGAGCCGCAAGUCUGCUCGCCAGUAAGUCAAAGCGAAAAUACAGAGGAAGAGCUGCAACCUGAUGAGGCAAUCAAAUGUUCGCCAGACACUUUGGGCAAUGAUACUCAGGACAAGAUGUUGAUGGAACAAAUGGAAAGCAUAUCAGAAGAAGUGAUAAAGGCAGAGGGGGAAGUAAAUGGAAUAGUAGAGACAACGCUUAUGAGUCCUGUGCAGCUUGAGGAAUUAAGCUCUUCCGGCAUGGAUCACAUGGAGAGAGAGAGACGGCAGUCAGGAACGCCCGAGGUGCCAGCCGCAGAGUGCGAGGUAGAAGUGAGCCUAACAAAUGAGGAACAAACGUCGGAACAAAUGUCGGAUCAAACAUCGGAUCAAUUGUCGGAGCAAACUUCGGAGCUUAUAGUCAGUAUACCGCUAGAUGCUCUUGGCGAGGAUCUACAGCGUAAACUAUGCAACGAGUCGGAGCCGGUGACAAAUGAGUUAGUCGACGAGUUGAAGAAACCGGAUGGGGAGCUCAAGGAGCCCGUGGAAGCGGACGAUGUCAAUAACAAUGAGAAUGGCGAGAAUUUUUGCCAGAGUGCUACUGCAGAUAGCUUCAAUGCUGCUGUAGCACUCGCAACCAAACAAAUUGAAGCAGAGCCCAACGGAGGCGGUGACGGUGAUGAUGAUGAUGAUGAUGAUGAUAUGGAGUCAUUGGAGAAACUACCUAAUCUGCAGCACGAGGAGGAGCAGCAGCAACAGCAUCAGCAGCAGCCACGCGCUUCUGCCAAUGCCAGUUCCAUGGAUUUUUUGGCUGAAUUCGAGAAGCACUGCGAAAAGUCGCUCAAGCCGCAGGCAGCUGGACAGGAGCUGGCGGAGGCCAAGCAACAGUUGGCGGUGGAAAUGAACGAUGUGGAGAAUACACUGCACGGCAUUCUCAAUGAGAUGCAGGAUGAGCAUCUCUAUACGCCGGUCUGCACGCCCAUCGAUGAGUUCCUCACGCCCGCCGAUUAUGCGCCGCCAACGCCAGCAUCGCCCAAUCUCUUCGAGCAGCCAGCGGAGGCACAACAGCCAUUGCAGUCACUGCAGCAGCAGCAGCAACAGCAGAAGGAGGGAAAUCUCUUUGAUAGCAGCACUUUUAGUAAUGAGCUGAUUGGCUUUCAAAAUGAUAUGCCCUGCUUUGAGAAUAUUGAGUCUACGCCGGAAUCGAUGGCUGCGCAGCAGAGCCUGCAGCUCGAGCUGACACAGCUGUUCAAUGAGCUGCAGCCAGCACAACAACAACAACAACAGCAGCAGCAACAGCAGUCGACACAACAACAGCAGCAGCAACAAUUGCAGCUGCAGCAGGAAACUGUCAACUAUGAGGCACUAUAUCAAACAGCACCACUUCCUGUCGCCAACAACAAUAAUAACAAUAAAUUGCAGGUCAUACAAAUGACGCCACAGGAGACGCUGUGGCAGGCACAGGCUGCACAGCAGCAACAGCAACCACUAGAGCAGCCGCAGGCGACACCAACAACACAACUGCAAUGGUCCACUGUGGGCGGCUUGGAGGCGAUCAAGACGACGCCCAGUCUGGAUAAUCUGGACAGCAGCAACAGCAACAACAACAAUAACAGCAACACAACCACCUCCACAACAACCACCACCUACUACAUUAAUGCCAGUGAUCUCUAUCAAACACAACAGCAGCAGCAACAGCCUAUCGAGUCUUAUGCUUUGCUCGACAGCAAUGAUAACUAUGUGCUGGAGCAGCAGCAGCAGCAGCAACAACACCAACACCAACAACCACAACAACAGCAGCCUAUUAUGAUACUCAUACAGCAGCCGGAGCUGCAGCAGCCAGUGGCUUCAGCCAGCAAUCCGCAGCAGGCGCCGCUCCACAUUAACUACAGCAAUGAGAUGCAAGCUUAUCAACAGCAGCAGCAGCAACAUUCACAUCAACCACAACCACAUCCAAAACCACAAGCACAUCCACGUCCACAACAAGUACAAAAUACAGUAUUAGGCUUACCAGCAGUGGUGCCGCCGCCCACUCGUGGUCGCCCGCCCAUGUUAAAGUGCCGCUUCUGUCAGAAUGGACCGCGCUUCUCGAGCAGUCUGGAGUAUAGUCGCCACAUCAUUGAGCUGCAUCCCUUCGUCGCGCCAUUCAACUGUCCGCACUGUUCGCUCGCCUUUGCCGGUCGCAGCCAGCGCAACCAGCACAUCCUCAGUAGCCACAUUGUGCAGCAGUUUCACUGUGGUCAGUGCUCGCAAAUGUUUCCCUCGCAGCGUGCGCUCGAUUUGCAUUUGCAGCGAUUACACAUGCCACUCGCCACGGAGCCGACAUCGGCAUCGGCAUCGAGUGGCACAGCAUCAGCUGGUGUCCGUCUAGAAGAGGUUCAACUGCGGAUUGCCACCACCAAUGAUCUGCAACAGCAACAGCAGCAGCAGCAGCGACAACAUCAGCGUCAACCACUUCAGCAGCAAUCAGUUGCACAUAUGCGUGCCUUGGAAUUACAGACAAGCCCAUCCAGACCACGCAGGACGCGCAUCCUGUGCUGCCCGGACUGCGAGGACUGCACUUCGGCCAGUGGCCACACUCAAUGCAGCGUGCAGCCAUACGAGGAGCUGAACACUUUGCAACCACCGCCCACGGUGCUGACGCCGCCGUCGACAAUUGCAUCGCUGCCGUCGCCGCAUAUAACGUUGCCGUCACCGGAGCAAUCGGAGCCAGACUCGACGACGGCAACGUUGCGGCAAUUCCGCAAACGUUGCACAGUCAACAGUUCGACAACAGCGGGGGCAGCAAUAGCAGCCGCUACAGCAGCAGCAACAGUAGCAACAACAACAACAACAAUGCUAACAACCACUGCCGCCUCGCCAUCGCCGUCGUCAUCGCCAUCAUCGUCGACCAUGGAGACAAGCGCCACACUGCAACUGGGCAAACUGCGUGGCACCCAUCAGUGCGUCAUCUGCGAGAAGCGUUUCACCAACGUUAUUGCGCUGCGGAAGCAUCAGCAACUGGCCCACGAUUCGCAGACGACGAUGCCGUGGGUCUGUUCGAUCUGCAAGCGAGGAUAUCGAAAGCGCACCGAUAUGGAUAACCAUAUGAAAUCGCACGAGCCGAAGGGUCGACCCUAUGAGUGCAACGAGUGCUGGGUCCGUUUUCCGGAGUUCAAGCAGCUGGCGAUGCACAAGUUCACCGUCCACGAACUGAUCAAGCCGCACACCUGCGAUGAGUGUGGUAAACAAUUUGGUACGGAGAGCGCCUUGAAGACGCACAUUAAGUUUCACGGUGUGCGAGGCUUCGAGUGCGAAGAAUGCGAUGAGGCAUUCGCCUACAUCAAAGAUUUGCGCAAACAUCGUCGAACCCACAACAGCGAACUAUUUUACAAAUGCGAUUACUGUCCGCGCACGUUUCUACAUUUUACAACCUAUCGCGUACAUAUGAACACCCACCUGCCGCUGGGUGUGUUCCUUAACGACAAGAUGCCCAGUAGCGUAUGCAGCAAAGCGGAGAAUCCAUCAAACACUGAAGAAUCGCUGCUGCCAUUGACGCCGCUGAGCAACUGCAAUGGAAACAGUGGCAGCAACAGCGGAUUAGAGGACUGUCCCGGCUCUGUGGAGAUGGUGGUGGAGAGCAGCAUGGCAGCGCCAUCUUUGGAUAUGAUUGUCGAUACGCCAUAACAAUUGGCGCAGCUUUAUUAUUUGAUUUACCAACAACCAGGAACGGCACCUUCCUAUUACUAUUGCUAUACAUAGCGAUGGCUUCCAUAUUCACACAGAGAGAGAAAACCCAACACAACAUGAAAACUGUUGCAGACUGCAUUCAAUGCACAAAUUUAGAUCUAAGACACACACGAACCCAAACACAAAUUAUGUUAAAACUAGCCACACUUUCAAAUAAACUAGCAAAAUUAGGAAUAGUCGUAGGGAGUUAUUCAUUGAAUGAAUGUUAUUGUACUACGAGAAAGUACAGCAAGACAAUGGAAAGAACAAUAAAAAUAAAAGCCAGCUCAAAAUGUCAAGUUACAUUUAAGACAAGUCUUAGAAUACUAGAUAAUUCAAAUAUUUUACCCAAAAUUCAUUGUGAUACGUCCAACAUUGGUAAAUACGAUUAUGGCGCAUUUUUGAUGAACAUUAAUUUACCGAUAAGCAUCCUAGAUUUCCUUUAGUAUUUUGGGUAAAUAUUUGGGCGUCUUGAUUUGAGCUUUUCGAACAAACCUUACAAAUACACCUUAAUGAAUAUAAUUUAGAAUUUAGUUAAGGCUGAGCUCAACUUAAUUUGUAAUAAGCAGCAACUACGACAUUGUUUAUAAUUUGUUUUUAUUUUAAAUAUAAAUAAUGUAAUAAACAAAUUAUGUUAUAGAUUGCGAUAACAAAAA
This is a messenger RNA of Drosophila grimshawi, 6333 nucleotides long. Its product is annotated as histone acetyltransferase KAT6A. The transcript is spliced from 7 exons. Lineage: Eukaryota; Metazoa; Arthropoda; Insecta; Diptera; Drosophilidae. The coding region runs from base 440 to 5635 and encodes 1731 amino acids. Gene Ontology annotation, cellular component: nucleus. The record is from RefSeq and is a predicted model, not a curated record. Gene Ontology annotation, molecular function: zinc ion binding.